Messenger RNA from Caenorhabditis angaria, 3138 nucleotides. The record is from the annotation of a GenBank genome assembly. Lineage: Eukaryota; Metazoa; Nematoda; Chromadorea; Rhabditida; Rhabditidae.
AUGAUUAUUAUCUCAAGAAAUGGAAUAAGAAGACCAAGGAGAUGUUUUUAUUCAACAGCUAGCAGUAGUACAAGUAGGUAAUUGAUUAUUUGCAAAAUAGUAGUCAAAAUUCAAUGAAAUUUCAGUUUCAACAUUGAUGAAGUAACAAGAAAUUAUGAAGAAAGAACCAAUUUUGCAUCAGAAAAUUAUCGGAAACGCGGAACGUUUUAUCGAAUGAUACUUCCACCGCCAAAUGUAACGGGAAAACUACAUCUUGGACAUGCAUUGACAGUUUCAAUUGAAGAUUCAAUAUGUCGACAUGAAAGAAUAAAAGGGAAAUAUUGCUGAAUGGAUUCCUGGAUUUGAUCAUGCUGGAAUUGCAACACAAGCUGUUGUUGAAAAAAUGUUGGAAAAAUCAGGAAAAUCAAGGAAAUCGAUGAGCAGAGCUGAAUUUCUGAGAGAAUGUGAAGUUUGGAGUGAUAAAUGUUCUUCAGAGAUUCAACGACAACUUUCAAGAAUGGGUGCAAGUUUGAAUUGGAAUAACAAAUAUUAUACAUUAGAUACAGAAUUUAGUAAAUUCGUUGAGAAAACAUUUUGUCGUCUUUAUAAAGAAGAAUUGAUUUAUCGAGGCGAAAGAAUUGUGCAUUGGUGUCCAAAAUUGGGUUCAACUUUAAGUUCACAAGAAGUUGACAAAAUCGAUAUUCCUGAAAAUGGGAUCAUUCAAAUUGGAAAUCGAAAAAUCAGCGCAGGAAAAAUGCACAAUGUAAAGUACUACAUAGAUGGAAGUGAAGAAUAUAUUAUAGUUGGAACAACUCGCCCUGAAACAAUAUUUGCUGAUAUUGCAAUUGCUGUACAUCCAAAUGAUCCAAGAUAUAAUAAUAUUAUUGGAAAAUCUGUCAUAAAUCGUCUGAUUCCAAAUCGAAAAUUAUUAAUAAUCGCGGAUGAAGCUGUAUUAAUGAAUAAAGGAACUGGAGCAGUUAAGAUAACACCAUAUCACGAUCCAUUAGAUUUCGAAAUUUAUCAAAGACACGAAUCGAAUUUUGAAAAUUCUUCAAUCAUUGAAUGCAUCGACAAAGAUGGAAAAAUGAAAAACACUGGAAUAUUUGAUGGAUUGGAUAGAUUUGAAGGAAGAGAAAAAACAAUUGAACAAUUGAAACUAUUAGAAUCGUAUUCUGGAAUUGAUGAAACAUUUAAAAGUAGUCAUGUGAAUAUUUGUUCGAGAACUGGUGAUAUUAUUGAACCACGAUUGAUGGAACAAUGGUUUAUGGAUGUUAAAGAUAUGUAUCAAAGAAGUAAAGAAGCUAUUGAAACUGGGAAGGUGAGUUAUUUUUCUAUUAUGAGAUUGGAGAGAAUGAAAAUGCAUUUAGAUUAAAAUCUUUCCGGAAUAUCAAUCUCAUCGAUUAAUUGAUUGGUUUGAAAAUCAAGAACCAUGGUGUUUAAGUCGUCAAUUAUUAUGGGGACAUCGAAUUCCGGCAUAUUAUAAAAACUUGGAAGGAAAAUGGAUUGUAGCUGAAAAUAUCGAAAAUGAGAAAGAUUUGGUUCAAGAUGAAGAUGUUUUGGAUACAUGGUUCAGUUCAUCACUUGUUCCAUUAAUAAAGAAUAAUUCACCGCAACAAAAUCCAUCUUUACAAUUAAUGGAAACAGGAUGGGAUAUUAGUGGGUUUUGGGUUUCUCGAAUGAUUGGAAUGAGUUUGAAAUUAACGAACGAUGUUCCAUUUAGUCAAGUUGUUUUACAUGGAUUGGUUCGAGAUUCUGAAGGUAGAAAAAUGAGUAAAAGUUUGGGAAAUGUUAUUGAUCCACUGGAUAUUUUGGAUGGUAUAAAAUUAGAAGAUAUGAUCAAAAGAUUGAAGGAAAGUGCUCUUGGAAAAAAAGAAAUCGGUGAGAAUUUAUUUUUAUUUUUUUGAAAAUAAAAAAUCCAAGAAUGUUUGUUUUGUUGUAGAACUUGCUAUCGCUGACACUGAAAAACGUUUUCCCGAAGGAAUUCGAAAAUGUGGCCCGGAUGCUCUUCGUUUUGCACUUUUAAAAUAUGACAUUCUUUCAAGUGACAUUCCAUUAGAUAUUUCAAAUGUUGCAUUAGAAGGUCUCAAAUUCUGCAAUAAAUUAUGGAAUCUUGCCGCUUAUUAUGAGCAAUUAUCAUCAAAAUGUGAAGUGAUAAAAGAUGUUGAUUCGGAUAAAUUGAUUGAUGAAUGGAUUAUGUCGAGAUUGUCAUCAACUAUCACUCAAGUUGAUGAAAAUAUGAAAAACUAUUCAUUGCAUUUGGCUCUUUCAACUUUGCAUCAAUUUAUUAAUUCAGAUAUUUGUGAUAUUUAUUUGGUAAGUCAUUUUAUUUCAACAUAAAUAAAUACAUAAUAAUUUCCAAAUAGGAAACCACAAAACGCGCCCUAUGGUCAAAUGAUUUGAAUCGAAUUGCGGAGGCUCGUUCUUCACUUCAAAGAGUUCUCCAACCGACUCUUGUUCAAUUAUCAGCUUUUAUGCCAUUUGUCACCGAAUAUUUAUAUGAACGAAUUUUUGCCAGAGAAAAAGGUUCUAUUAAUUUUGAUGUUGUAAAGGUUAGAGUUUUUAUUAUUCUCUCAAACUAACGAGAUUUCAAUUUCAGCCUUCAUUAUUCAUUUUCCAUCGUAAUCCUGAACUCGAAAAAGUGAUGCAUCUUGUAACAGCUCUCUCUGCAGCAACUCGAUCUCUUCGUCAAAAAUUGGAAUUAUCUCCGAAAUUGGUGUUCAGAGGAGUUUUGGAACUUACGGGAAAUCAAGAUUUUUCGGUUUCUGAUAUCAAAAUGUUGGCGAAAGAUGUGACACCAGUUUCAGGUUUAGAAGUGACUGAAAUUGUUGGAAGUUUUGAGAAAGAUCGAGAAUAUAUUGCAUGUCCUGUUCCUGGACAUAAUUGUGUACUUUGGUUGAAAAUUGAAGAAUCAUCGAGAAACGCAUUUUUGGAAAGUUUGGAUAAACAACUUGAAAAAACAAAACAAAGAAAGAAUCAAUUUUUGGCAAAAAUGGAAUCUUAUCAAGCAAUUAUCGAUAAUCCAAAUGUAUGUUUAAAAUAUUUCUCUGUGAAAUUUUAAUAAUAAAUUUUCAGACAAAACCAUCAAAUGUUCAAAAAUCACGAAGAAAAUUGGAAGAAUUCUCGAAAAGUUGUGGAAAAUGUUCAAGAAGAAAUAGAUAG